AAAGAAGAAUCCAUUCACAACCGGACAUCGCUGGUGCAUAUCGUGACGUCGUACGCAAAGCUCGUGUUGUCACCGCAAAAAAAUACUCUUGAAAAAAAUUUCUGUAUUAGCUCCUAGUUUCGCUACCACAGUCGGCUCCGAAUGAUAAUCUGGUAUUUAAUUUAAGGCGUUGCCUCAGAAAUAAUUAGCUUCUUACUUAUUAAUACAGAGACGCUUGCUUUGAAGUUAUGCUGCAGUUUGAACAUUGUUUUAAUAUUAUUGAUUUUUUUAAGAUAACUUAGGCUUGCUAGGGCUGCCAUGCACACGCGCUAAGAAGAUGUCAACGAUUUGGAGUCCACCAAUCCGUCACCUUGACCAAAAUAUUUAAGGUAUUCCUUGCACUUGACGUCUAUUCAGCAAUAGACAAUUCCUUUCAAUCCAUCCACGCUGUUCAUUUCCUAGUCAAAACAGCUAAACAAAUACAUGAGAUCAGUGACCUUGUUACCGGCUUCUCUCCCCACUCCUAAUUUUAACCUCCACUCUGCUUUUUCAUGACUUAAUUAUUCCCAGCCCUGAACCUGACACCCUCUUAUAAACCUGUCCCCACCCCAUCCCCUUAACCCGGGUCCCAUCAGACCUGCAGCAUUGCCAUGCUGGGCUGUCUGCUGCGUAGGAGCAUGUCUCACAGACUGAGUGUGUUUCUGGUGGUCUUCGGCCUGGCCUGGUGUCUGCUGCUGUUUCACUAUACCAUCACACAACCACGGCGCCAGAGCAGUGCAGAGCUCCGCCAACAGAUCCUCGAGCUCAGCCAUCGCUAUGUCAAAGUCCUUAGUGAGGAGAACCAGAACCCCUCAGGGCCCCAGGGCACCUCCAUGGCAGGAUAUGCUGACUUGAAGAGGACAAUUGCUGUGCUGUUAGAUGAUAUACUCAACCGUUUGGGGAAGUUGGAAGGGAAAGUGGAGGCUGCUGUGAACGCCUCCAUACAGAACAUCUCCCAUCCUGCUGCUGGUGCUGGCACUCUUCUUGCUGCCAGAGUCACUGUUUCCAGGUCCACCAAACAAAAUAUGUCUGCUCACCGACCAGACAGACGUAGCAACCCUCUGCACUUCCUGCCACAAUCACCUGAAAGAUCACAUAAGCCGCACUCUUUAAAAUAGCAAACUGCGGCCAAGGACAUCAUCUGUGCCACUACAGCAAAGACUGAGAUACAGAGAUAAAUAUAUAUAUAUAUAUAUAUAUAUAUAUAUAU
This is a messenger RNA of Onychostoma macrolepis, 1228 nucleotides long. It is a transcript of the gene ccdc126, whose product is annotated as coiled-coil domain containing 126. The transcript is spliced from 3 exons. The coding region runs from base 630 to 1136 and encodes 168 amino acids. NCBI's taxonomy places the organism in Eukaryota, Metazoa, Chordata, Actinopteri, Cypriniformes, Cyprinidae. The record is from RefSeq and is a predicted model, not a curated record.